Cricetulus griseus (Chinese hamster) is the source of this 384-nucleotide messenger RNA. Lineage: Eukaryota; Metazoa; Chordata; Mammalia; Rodentia; Cricetidae. The record is from RefSeq and is a predicted model, not a curated record.
GGUUUGUGCUGUGGUUCUCUUUUUAGGGAAUCUCCUGCAAACCUUGCCAAGCUCCUGACCAGAAUGUGUCUAAAGUCAGAAGUCAUAGGUGAUGGCAAUCAGAUUGAGGUUGAAAUUCCUCCCACCAGAGCCGACGUUAUCCAUGCCUGUGACAUCGUGGAGGACGCAGCUAUUGCCUAUGGAUAUAACAACAUUCAGAUGACUCUGCCGAAAACAUACACCAUAGCUAAUCAAUUUCCUCUCAACAAGCUCACGGAGCUCCUCAGACUUGACAUGGCUGCUGCUGGCUUCACUGAAGCUCUUACUUUUGCCCUGGUAUGUUUUCAACUCACUUCUGUCUGGCUGAAGUUUCCUCAGCCUCCCUGAAUUGUAUAUUCUGUGAUU